CACUGGUAGCCAGGCACAAUGGACGGUUGCAUCGUUAGCAGUCUUGUUCAAUUUCCCGAGGAUAUUCAAGUUUUGUUGUGUUACAAGGACAACGGGAUUAUACACCAAAACCUUGGCUAAGAUCAUUCAGCAAGACUUGACACGAUUUAUGACUGUUUUUCUUGUUAUCUGUCUUCCCUUUUGUGGUGCCUUGUUUUUAUCUCUCCGUUUCUCUAAAGAGAACCAUCAAUUCAGUGGCUUAGUAGACGUGUUGGAGAGCGGUUUUCGAGCACUGUUCGAACAACGACCCAUCGUGGAAGAUUACGCGGGCUUCAAUUGGCUGUCAAUUCUGCUGAUGAUGACGUACAUGGGGACUGUGAUUGUGAUUCUUCUCAACAUACUCAUAGCACAGAUGAGCACGACCUACAUUCAGGCCAAGAAAGUCGCCCGUCUGGAGUAUGAUGUGGAUCGUAUUUUACAGCUGACUCGCAUGGAGAGAUUUCCUUUUCUGAAUUUACGUGUGAAGUAUUACAAAGAAGGAGAAUGGAUCAGUGAGAAGAAACUUGCGGAAGAGCUUCUGGAAUUCAGUGAAGAUCGCAGUCCUUGGGAGUCAGUGGAAAAGAAGCUUAAUGCGAUUAGGGACAUGAUGAGAAAGAUUGUGAAACAGAUGAGGCCGGAGAAGGAAUGAACAGCUGCCAACUAGGAUGGUUAAAGUGGAAUGAUGUCCUGUCCUAUUUAUUAAUUCGACUUUUUAUCCGUUGCAGUUUGAUUUUAACCUCUGUGAUUUGAAAAUCAAGCUUUAUAU
Stylophora pistillata is the source of this 784-nucleotide messenger RNA. RefSeq lists its product as uncharacterized. The record is from RefSeq and is a predicted model, not a curated record. Lineage: Eukaryota; Metazoa; Cnidaria; Anthozoa; Scleractinia; Pocilloporidae.